Molecule: messenger RNA, 3151 nt
Organism: Hemibagrus wyckioides
Lineage: Eukaryota; Metazoa; Chordata; Actinopteri; Siluriformes; Bagridae
Product: erythroferrone
Exons: 8
Coding region: 1489-2367 (292 amino acids)
Molecular function (GO): hormone activity
Source: RefSeq, a predicted model, not a curated record
AUGGUGCCAGUGACCACUCGGGUUGACUUUGCGUGCGAUUUUGGAAUUAUGUAACGAGGCUCCCGGAGAGGAGAGCAGGUUAGAAUUGAACCAGGUGCCCGAGCUAAAGACCGCACUGUUCAUUCAGCCGAGGAGAAGCGAGGAGGACGAGAAGGGACGUUCUGAUAAACGAGGAGGUGUGGACAGCGUUGCAAAUUUCCUACUAAAUGUCAUCAUUCUUGAUAGCAAGAUUCAGCAUAUCUGACCUGCACAAUUCUGCUCCACCCAAACGUCCUUCAGCGUUUGGAAAUGGAUUGGUUUUGCGUGCUGAAAUAAUAGGGAACCAGAUAAACAAGUGAACGCCAUCUGUUCUUAGUUUCCUGCCAUUCCUCUUUUUUUUCUUUUUUUUUUUUUUUUUAGAUUCAUCUAAAACGCUUUUAAAGAAUUGAUUCGGCUUAUUUAUAUCUUCCUGGAAAACAAAUAUAAUGCAGAAAUUAGAGGACAAACAAAAGGCACUAGGACCCAGAGACUCAUGAAAAAGGGCAAAACGGAGCUGGCAGGAGUAAAGGAAUGAGCAAAACAGAGGACAGGCAGGAGUAAGAGAGUCGGGAAUGCUCAGACAGGCGGAUAGGAUGAGGGUUAGACGAGGGAGAGAUGAGGGAUCAGGGUGGCUGCAGAGAGACAAAGUGACAGAUCGAGAUUCACGAAGCAGAUAAGCAACAAGAGGAGGAGUGAAGGCAUGAAAGGAGGUGGAGCCCGAGCUGCCCAGGAGCUUAAAAACCGCAGAGCGCGAAAGGGAACCUUCAUAACACGGAGUGAACGUGGAGUAAACUGAAGACGCUCCUUCUGGAGGAAUAAAUCAGCAUCACUCGAGGGCCUAUGGAGCGGAAAGGAACCGAGCAAGCAGAGUCACAGAGGGACUGUAAGGUUAGUGAGAGAGCAGGGAGGAACUAAGAGAGGCGAUCCCACCCACUGACCAAGUGUACCAUACACCCACACACACACACACCGGCUUUAUCACAGGCAGUCACGCUGUAACAGAACCGUGUAGCUGCCUAAUCAUCACACAAACGCAUCAACGGUGCCACACAUGCUGUAUUUACGGAAUACACACACAAGGACUCCUAAUUCAGAGCUCAACCCGAGAGAGUUUAGACUGUAGCAAGAAGGCAUAAAGAGUCUUGGAUGACACAAGGGCAAGACUGAGCUUGGAAGAAAAAAAAAAAAAAGACUGACGUUAGGCUUUACACACCGCUCCUUGAUCUCCAAAAAAAGAUUUUUUCCCUUUUUUUUUUUUUUUUGUUCCCUCUCCCUUUCCUUAAAACCACCCCAGUACUAUUUCUUCAUGAGAAGCAUCAAUCCUUCAAGGAACUGAGGAUCUUCCCAUCAGCUGUAUCCAGUUGAGGAACUGCUUCUGGAGAGAAAGGUCACUUUUUCACCUUCCCAGGAGUGGGAUGGGAUCCGAACACUGAGGAUCCGUGAGCAAUCACCGCCCUCCGACCCUGCACCAUGUUGCCCUGGCAUGGGCCGAAAGGGCCGCUCCUGCUCCUGGUCCUGAGCCUCCUACUCGUCACCUGCCCCGGACAGGAGAGCGUGGAGGAUGUAGAACUUGACGACGAGAGCAACUCCGUGAGCACAGAGAGUCCUGAGACCGCGUCUUCAGAUAUGGAAAUAGUCGACCCUCACAGGACAUGGAUAGCCUUCAGGGAUAACUCUAAUAAGGGUGGAAACAAGAAGCCCAGACAAAAUAAAAGAAUCUCAAAGCAUGGCCUGCCUGGUCCUCCAGGCCCUCCCGGACCCCAGGGGCCUCCUGGUCCUCCAGGCCCGUUGAUGCCCAACCAGGACGAGAUAUUGGAGGACCUCCAGCUAAAGCUGAAAGAGAUGGUGGGCAGCCAGUGUGUGCUCUGUGAACAGCCCCCCCGCGUGGCCACAGCCUUCCAUAGCCACCUGCACCGCAAUCUGCUGGUCCAGAGACGGAGCCUGCAGGAGCUGCAGCCUUUCAGCAGCCCUUCAGACAUGGAGCAGUUUCACCAGAGAGGACAGGGCUUCAACGCCAGCAGCGGACGCUAUACCGCCCCGGUGUCCGGGUUCUACCAGCUCACGGCCAGCCUGGUGCUGGAAUCUAGUGAGACGCAGAAAAGGACCCAGGCACGACAGAAGGACAGCGUGAAGGCCUCCAUCUGUAUCGAGUCUCUGUGUCAGAGCAACAUGUCUCUGGAGACGGUAACAGGCGUGAAUCCUGCAGGAGGAGUGUUCAGCGUUCUACUGACAGGAACCUUAUACCUGCAGGCUGGAGAAUACGUGUCUAUUCUAAUCGACAACGGAACCGGAUCAGCGCUAACCGUCCUCCAAGACAGCUUAUUUUCUGGGAUCCUUCUAGGAGUAUAACACCUCAAUGACAAAACCCCCCCCACACACACAGAGUAAGAUACACAUACACAAACAUAAAGGGGCACAUAGACUUACACACACCAGUGACUUUAACAGGAACACCUGUACACCUGCUCAUUCACGAGGCAGUGGAUAAAAUCCUGCAGGUUCAGGUGAAGAGAUUCAGUUCAUAUUCGCUGUGGCAUGGCAUGGAACGUCAAUGUUUUGCACAUGCCGAGAUGCUUUUCUGCACACUGUGGUUGUAAAGAGUCAUUAUAUGAGUUACUAUCGACUUCCUGUCAGCUCAAAACAUAAAACAUUUCUCUCUUAACAAGGUGUUUCACAUCAUUCUGUGUAAACUGUGUGAAAAUACUCCAACCUGUCUAUCUGACCUGACCAUCAUCUGCAGGAUUUUCUACACUGCAUGAUCAGCGCCGAGUAGAUAACUGCAGGAAGGUACAGCACUAGAGGUGUUCCUAAUAAAGUAGACAAUGAGUGUACAUAUACAGAGAGAGAGAGACCACUAAACCCAAACACCUAGCAGUCUUCCCAGCCCAGUUCUCUCUCUACAUAUUCCUUCGCUUGUAAUUCAGGACUCGUAUCAGCAGUAAUGAUUAUACCGUUUCCCCACGUAUCUACGCUAAGACGCUGUAGCACCUAAGAGACUUUCACCUCCACUGCGGGAUAAUUACACAACUACGACACAUUUAAUCAUCUGUCCAUAGAGAUGUAUGUAUUUUUUUCCCCCCAUGUGCUGUGUUUAUAUGCUACAGCUGUCCACUGAACAGGAUAAAGAAAUGAU